Messenger RNA from Acanthosepion pharaonis, 1746 nucleotides. The record is from the annotation of a GenBank genome assembly. NCBI's taxonomy places the organism in Eukaryota, Metazoa, Mollusca, Cephalopoda, Sepiida, Sepiidae.
AUGUAUCAAGUCUCCCUUCUUUCUUUUCUUCCUCCUUUCUUUAUUUCUCUUUUCUUUCUUAAUCAUUUCCUUUCUCUCUCUUUCUUAAUGUUCUUCCCGUCAAAAUUUCUCCAAAAUUUUUUUUUUUCUUUUUCUCUCUGUUUCUUGCCCAAUGAUCUUUCUUUCUUUUCUUUCUUCCUCCUUUCUUUAUUUCUUUUUUCUUUUUCUUAUUCAUUUCUUCUCUCUCUUUCUUUUUUAAUCUGUUUCUUUCCUUCAACUUCUUCUUUCUUCUUCUUUCUUUUUUUUUUUUCUUUGUUUCUUCUGUCUUUUGGCUUUCUGUUUUUUUUUUUUUUUUGCUUGGUUUCUUUAUUUCUCUCUUUCUUUCUUAAUUCUUUUUCUUUCUUUCAUUUCUUGGUUCUUCCUUUCAAAAUUUCUGUUUUUUUCUUUCUUUCCUCUGUUUCUUGCCCAAUGUCUCCUUCUUUCUUUCUUCCUCCCUUUCUUUAUUUCUCUCUUUCUUUCUUAAUCAUUUCCUUUUAUCAAAUCUUUGUUCUUCCCCUCAAAAUUUCUUUUUUUUUCUUUUUUCUCUCUUUCUUUCUUUUGGAUGUCUUGAUUCAUUUCUUUCUUUCUUUUUCUUUCUUCCUCCCUUUCUUUGUUUUUCUUUCUCUUUCUUUUUCUGUUUGUUUUAAUCAUUUCCUUUCUUAUUUCAAAUCUUUUUUCUUUUCCUUCUCUUUUUUUCUUUUUUUUUUUUUUUUUUCUUUCUUUUCCCUGAUUCUUUUUCUUUCUUUCUUUUUUCCUUUUUCUUUAUUUCUCUCUUUCUUUCUUAAUCAUUUCUCUUUCUUUCAUUUUGUCUUUUCUCUUUUUUCUUUCUCUUUUUUCUUUUUUUUUUGGCUUCUUUUUCUCUUCUUUUUUUUGCCCAAUGUAUCUCUUUCUUUUUUUUGGCUUCUUUAUUUCUCUCUUUCCUUUUCUUUAUUUCUUUUCUUUCUUUUUCUUUCUUUUUUCUCUCUUUUCUUUCUUUUCUGUCUUGUUCCGUCUUCUGUCUUUCUUCCUGUCAAAAUUUCUUUCUUUUUUUUUUCUUUUCUAUCUCUGUUUCUUUCUUUUGCUGUCAUUCUUCUUCUUUCUUUUUCCCUUUCUUGGUUUCUCUUUCUUUCUUUCUUUUUUUUCCUUUCUAUUUUUUUCCAAAUCUUUGUUCUUCCCUCAAAAUUUCUUUUUUUUUUUUUUUUUUGCUCUCUUGUUUCUUGCCCUGUCUUCAUUCCGUCUUUCUUUCUUUUCUUUCUUGGUUUCUCUCUUUCUUUCUUCUUAAUUUCUUUCUUUUCUUUAUUUCUCUCUUUUCUUUUCUUGGUUCAAAAUUUCUCUUUUUUUUUUCUUUUUCUCUCUUUUCUUUGGUUCCAAUCUAUUUCUUUCUUCUUCCCUUUCAAAAUUUCUGUUUUUUCUUUCUUUUGGCUGUCUUUUUUUCUUUUUCUUUGUGUCUUCAACUUCUUUCUUUCUUUCUUUCUUUUUUCUUCCUUUUUCUUUCUUUUCUUUCUUGAUUCUGUCUUUUUUCUUUCUUUUUCUCUCUCUUUUUCUUUCUUGUCUUUUCUUUUUUCUAUCUUUUUGGCUGUUUUUUCUUUCUUUCUUUCUUUUUUCUUGUUUUUUUUUCUUUUCUUUUGGCUGUCCCAUUUCUCUUCUUUCUUUCUUUUCCCUUUCUUUAUUUCUCUCUUUCUUUUCAUUUCGGCAAAUCUUGAUUCCUUCUUUCUGUCUUUUUUCUUUUUUUUUUUCUUUGUUUCUUGA